This is a messenger RNA of Pochonia chlamydosporia 170, 618 nucleotides long. RefSeq lists its product as hypothetical. Bases 1 to 618 code for a protein of 205 amino acids. NCBI's taxonomy places the organism in Eukaryota, Fungi, Ascomycota, Sordariomycetes, Hypocreales, Clavicipitaceae. The record is from RefSeq and is a predicted model, not a curated record. Gene Ontology annotation, biological process: iron-sulfur cluster assembly. The transcript is spliced from 2 exons.
AUGGCUCCCGCCGCUCUGGAUAAUGCGAAUCCUACCAUCUUGAGUGCCUCGCAGCUGCCGACGCGCCAAAAAAAGGCAGCUCCUCGCAAAGGUCCCGACAGCAAGUACUCUGAUGUCAUUUUCUCCAAGCCGUCAUACCUAUCGCAGCCGUGUUGGGAUGAAUCUGCGUCGUGGCCGCACGGCGAUAUCGGCCAUGAUGAGUACGCACCAGAACCCAUCGAUGAGCAAGAAAUAUACGACUUGAUAUCGACCAUUUCAGAUCCAGAACACCCUGUGUCACUUGGUCAACUAUCCAUUGUCAACAUUGACGACAUCCACAUCAGUCCUUCUCCGAACCUCGGCGUUCCUGACCUGAAUACUAUUGUUCAAGUAACUGUUGAAAUCACCCCUACUGUUACACAUUGCUCCCUUGCCACCGUAUUGGGUCUUGGCGUAAGGGUUCGACUGGAACAAUGUUUACCGCCAAACUACCGCGUCGAUGUCAUCUGCAGAGAGAACACUCAUAGUCAGGAUGAUCAAGUCAAUAAGCAGUUGGCUGACAAGGAACGAGUCGCGGCAGCUCUGGAGAACGACUCAUUGAGAGGAGUUUUAGAUAAGAUGCUUGAGACCUGCGUCUAA